AUGUUUCCUAGCCCUGUGACAACGACACCCUUCUCGGUCAAGGAUAUUUUGAACCUGGAACAGCAUCAGAGCGGCCUGGCCUCCAUGGAGCUCUCCUCGCUGGCCUCUCCGUCCUGCAUGCUGGCUACCUUCAAGCAGGAGGCUUUCGGUGCCGAGCCCCCGGCCCUGCCCGGCCCGCGGGAGGAGCUGCCUGAGGCAGCCAAAACCACCUUCCCUGGCUCCUACUACGUUAAGAGCUACGUGGAGAUGGACUCGGCCAAGGAGACCAAGGCGGACAAGAAAG
This is a messenger RNA of Nestor notabilis (Kea), 283 nucleotides long. RefSeq names its product homeobox protein Nkx-2.5-like. NCBI's taxonomy places the organism in Eukaryota, Metazoa, Chordata, Aves, Psittaciformes, Psittacidae. The record is from RefSeq and is a predicted model, not a curated record. The annotation marks the transcript as partial. The transcript has a single exon.